CCCAUCCAAUUGGACUUGCUCCCCGGCGCGGAUUUCGGUUGAGGGCAUAUUUUGCAUUCAAAAUCGCUCAAUUAAUUGCGGUUUUUUGUGUAAAGUGCACGCCGAUUGUAAUUAUAAAAUCGCCAGUAAUCAAUCGUCGUCGAGUCGUGGGUGAAAUUAAAACUAAUCUGAAGCCGGGGGAAAGGGCUGAAGCAAUUUUCAGCUGCGCAGUUAAGGGAAAACUAAAGAAACCGACACACCACAUCGUUUGCUGUCCCCGUCUUAACUGGAAGAGUAAACAAAACACAAACAACAUGACAAAUAUGCGCCCACAGAAAUCCAAGUUGCUGAAGGUCGUCAUACUGGGCGAUGGGGGCGUUGGAAAGUCUGCCCUACUCACCCGCUUCGUUUCGAACCGCUACGAGGAGAACAAUUUCCACACCAUCGGCGUUGAGUUCAUGAACAAGGAUAUAGUCGUCGAGGGCGAGCGCUACACACUGCAGAUAUGGGACACUGCCGGUCAGGAGCGAUUCCGGGCUCUUCGGACACCCUUCUACCGUGGAUCGGACAUUUGCCUGCUGUGUUAUGCUCUGGACGAUAGGGACAGCUUGAAUGGAUUGGAUUUGUGGCGAAAUGAGUUCCUCAACUAUGCGGAUGUGGAUCCCGAAAAAUUUCCCUUCAUUGUGGUGGGCAAUAAGAAUGACAUACCUCCACAGAAGCGCCAGGUGAGCUACGAGCGCGUGCAGCAGUGGUGCGCCGACCAAAAGAUCGCCUCCCACAUCGAGACGUCCUCGAAGGCGGCCACCAAUGUCACGGAUGCCUUUAUCCUGGGCCUGCGCCAGUGGCGUCACAUGGAGUGCGUGGCCGAGGCGGAGCUGCGGCAGCAAGGCGACACUAUCGACCUCACCCGCCCCAUACGCCUUGUGCAGCGACGCAUCUGUUGCACAGGAGGCGGUGGUGGUGGGGGCCAGGACGGGGAUGCGGAUAAUGACAGCGAUGCCGCCAUGCGGAGUCCGGGAAAAAAGCGCAAUGCAGCUAAGGCGCCAGCCACCAAUUAUCGGCUGUGAGCAGACAGACUGCAGCUGACAGGGAAUCUACGCUUAAUUUAACCACUUAUCAAGGUCCUGACCUUGACCCUACUCCCAGCAAAUGCAUUCCAUUCUAAAGCGAAAAAGAGACAGAGACCAAAAAGUUAAAAAAUGAUUAAUUAAUUAUAUACACAUAUUUUAAAGGUUAUUUUUGUAUGAUUUACUUUUUUAAGUAACUAGCAAAAGAAAAUAUUCUUUAAAAGCAGCGAAUAUUAGGACAGAAAACGUUUUUGUCUUUAAAUUUAUAUAAAUAUUAAUUUAUAAAUGGAAAUAGUAUUAUAUUCAACAAGUUGACUGUACCAAAAUAACAUGAUAUAUGCUUUUGUUAUAAUACAGAACGAAAUAUAUUGUGUACUAAAGACUCUUGCACUGUAUAACAGUAAGACAAGUGUCCGAAAAACUGUUAUAAAUGAAUUAUAUUGGUUGCUUAAAUUAUAUAUCACACUCGGGUUACUUUUAACACACUAAAAAUGCUUUGAUUGUAAGCUACAAAUGGUAAACUUAUUUGCCUUUCGAUGUGCCUUAGGAAUUAAGACCAAAUAUUGUUUCAGUAUAUAUAAACAAUAUAAUAUUCUGUGCAAUUUUACUCAAACAUCACCAAUGAUUCUAAGAAAGACAUUUUUUGACUGCUACUUACCCAAUGUUUAUAAAUGGAUUAUUACACAGAUUUAUGGAUAUUAAAAUAAAUUGAAAAAAUAUCGAAAAA
Messenger RNA from Drosophila kikkawai, 1773 nucleotides. RefSeq names its product RAS oncogene family member Rab9 (gene Rab9). Gene Ontology annotation, molecular function: GTP binding; GTPase activity. Gene Ontology annotation, cellular component: lysosome; late endosome; phagocytic vesicle. The record is from RefSeq and is a predicted model, not a curated record. Lineage: Eukaryota; Metazoa; Arthropoda; Insecta; Diptera; Drosophilidae. Gene Ontology annotation, biological process: retrograde transport, endosome to Golgi.